Messenger RNA from Blepharisma stoltei, 2354 nucleotides. NCBI's taxonomy places the organism in Eukaryota, Ciliophora, Heterotrichea, Heterotrichida, Blepharismidae. The record is from the annotation of a GenBank genome assembly.
AUGGAGCAAGAGAUUGCGAAAAAUCCUCUAAAUCUUGCAAAAUGGGCGUUGGCGAGCGUGGACCAGAAGAUUAAGACUUCGCCUUUUCAAGUCAACACGAGGUUUGCAUUAGAUCCAAGAAUUUCGCAUGAAAGACAGCUGGAGCUGAGAAAGGCUUUUAUUGAAAUUGAUGCUGAUAAAAGUGGAGCGAUCUCACUUGAAGAAAUUUUGAAUUUUUUGCGUGGUAUUAAUGAUGAAGUAGACGAAAAUUUAAUUUUUUUAUACAAAGCACCUUUAAGAAAAUAAUAUUUUAUAUGAAAAAUAAAUAUUUUUAUAUAACUUACUCCCCCCCCCCCCCUCCGUGAGCGAACAAAAAAAAAUUUUGUUCGCUCACGGAGGGGGGUUAAUUUUUUUUUUUUUAAAAAAAAAUUUAUAUAUAAAUUUUAUAAAAAAUAUUUUUUUUUCGAAAUUUAAAAAAAUCCUAAUUUGCAAAAAUUGGGAAGCAAAAAUAUUAAUUUAAUUUGCAAAAUUUAUGUUUUAAAACGCAAUUUGUUUAAAAUUAAACAGAAUUAGCUCUAGAUUUCAUUAUACUAAUUAUCACUUAUAUAUCAAAAUUUUUUUCCAUUAAAAUUUUUUCUAUUAAAAAAAUUUUUGUUCACUCACGGAGGGUGGGUUUUUGGUCAAAAAAUGGCGAUUUUUCUAAACCCCCCCCCCCCCCUCCGUGAGCGAACAAAACCAUUAGAAAAAUCGCCAUUUUUUGACCAAAAACCCACCCUCCGUGAGUGAACAAAAAUAUUUUUAAUAGAAAAAAUUUUAAUAGAAAAAAAAUUUUGCUAUAUAAGUGAUAAUUAGUAUAAUGAAAUCUAGAGCUAAUUCUGUUUAAUUUUAAACAAAUUGCGUUUUAAAACAUAAAUUUUGCAAAUUAAAUUAGUAUUUGCUUCCCAAUUUUUGCAAAUUAGGAUUUUUUUUAAAUUUCGAAAAAAAUAUUUUUUAUAAAAUUUAUAUAUAAAAAUUUUUUUUAAAAAAAAAAAAUUAACCCCCCUCCGUGAGUGAACAAAAAAUUUUUUUUGUUCGCUCACGAGGGGGGGGGGGGAGUAAUGGUUUUGUUCGCUCACGGAGGGGGGGGGGGAGUUAGUGCAAAAAUUUUAUAGAAAGAUUUUUAUAGAACUAAAAUAUAGGAUCCCGGCGAAAAUUAUGUGAAAGCUAUAUUUGAGUCAAUGGAUGUAAAUAAGGAUGGCGGGGUGAGUAUUGAUGAAUUCAUUAAUGGAUAUCUUGAACAAGUUAAUGGUCUUUCUGAGGCCAUUGCAAGAUAUAAUCAAACAGUUGCAGCCAAAAAUAAAGAGCUUGCAACAUUAAAAGAACAGUUAGAAGAAGCGAAAAAAGUAGAAAAGAUGAAUACCUAUGGGAUUAUGGAAGGAAGCACACUUACAGUCAGAGUAAUUGAGGCUCAGAACUUGAACAUAGUCACAGGCAGACCUACAGCUUACGUAAAUCUUAUAUGUGAACGUCAGCAAAUCGCUACAAAGCCUAUACCCUCUGAUAAAAACCCUAACUGGGAUGAAACUUUCAGUUUCAAAAUAACCAUGGGAACAGGAGAGCUUCUAGUCCAAGUCUUUAACAAAGGAACGGUCUCAAAAGACGACCUCUUAGGAACCUGCUCCAUCCCUUUACAAGAUUUCAGAGACCAAUCAAAGCAUGAAGGCUGGUAUCAACUAACUGGGCGAGUUACCAAUGCCAGAAUUAUGCUCGCAAUCCAAUGAAUACAUAGACAAACUGAAUAUCUCGAAGGUAUUAUUUCAGGAAUGGAAAACGAUGUCGUCCAGGACGUCGCUGAAAAAGACAGAAUAGAGGCUGAGCUAAGAAAACUUGGAACAAAUCCUCUAGGAAUGUUUCACAAAGAAAGCUGGGUCGAUAGGCUAGAAAGCAAAGUGGUGCAUGAGGUGCAUGAGUUUACAGACAAACAUUUUAAGGUAAAAAAUAUAUAGUCAGUGGGAAAUUGGAACACAAUUUUAACUAUAGGGAUCUUUAUGGUCGCGAUAUUGGGAAUUGGGACGUCUUUUGAUAAGCCUGAUUUUGGAAACGUUACAUGGGCUUGCUGGGGAUUUAUGGGGAUGAUAAAAGGAUGGGACACAAAAAGGUAUAGAUUAGGGAUGAUUACGCUUGCUGCAAUGAUUUUAUUUGAUUUAUUAUGGAUUGCGUGUGACUCGGAAUUUCUUGUUUUUGAAGUGCAUAGUGAUCCUGCAAUAAAUGCGAAGCGGUUUUCUUUUGUGAUGGGUUUCUUUGAUUUUGUGCUGAAAGUUUUGCUGUUUCCUGUAAUUGUGAGGUGCUAUAUGAAAUCAAAGGAAGAUGACUCUCAGGCGAUAUUUAAUACCUAA